AGCCACAAUGCAGGAUGGUGUUUAUAAUCGUUUCGUUCGACACUAUUUACUAUCGAAGAACUAUAAAGACUCACUGAACGCAUUCGAAGCUGAAAGCUCUAAUGAAAAAAGUAAAGCAAAGUUUCACCCUUCUGAUAUUGUUGACCAUAUUCAAGAAUCAAUUUAUGAUUCAAAUUUAAAUCAACUGAUUAAUCAAUGGAAUCUAUUAGAAAACACAUUAUUUCACAGACUUGCAGAUGACAAACAGAACGCAGCCAAUGAACUGAAAGUUCAUGUUUUUCGAACCUAUUUAAUACAGGCUAAAAUGAAAAAACGUCAAGCAAAAAUGAUUGAAUUCUUUGAAUCACUUUCGUCACAGUUUUCUUUCGAGCGAGAAGAAUGGCAGGCAUGGUGUGCCCUACCGUACACGUUGGAUCCCAAAACACAUCCUGAGUUUUUUAUGUAUUUUACAAAAUCUUGGAUGGAUGUGUUAAUCCUCUCACUGACUAAUUUCCUUUGUCUUAUAUAUUAUUCUGAGAGUAAUAACAAUAAUAUUGUACUUCAGGAUAUAGAAGUUACGAGUCAAAAACAUAAGCCUAACACAAGUGAAAGAACACAGUCUUCAACGAACCAACCACCUUUUGGAGAGCUGCUUGAUGAUUUCAUUGAACUGGGAACUAUUCGAACAAAUCCGAAGCCUACACAAUGAUCCUUAGAUAUAUAUAUUAUCUCGCUUGUAAAUAACUGACAUGUAUCUUGUAAAACAUUUAUUGAAGUUAUUAGGUACU
This is a messenger RNA of Trichobilharzia szidati, 767 nucleotides long. The record is from the annotation of a GenBank genome assembly. Lineage: Eukaryota; Metazoa; Platyhelminthes; Trematoda; Strigeidida; Schistosomatidae.